Messenger RNA from Asterias rubens (European starfish), 3023 nucleotides. Its product is annotated as TOX high mobility group box family member 2-like. Gene Ontology annotation, biological process: negative regulation of DNA-templated transcription. The transcript is spliced from 10 exons. Gene Ontology annotation, molecular function: nuclear receptor binding; nucleosomal DNA binding. The record is from RefSeq and is a predicted model, not a curated record. Bases 114 to 1793 code for a protein of 559 amino acids. Gene Ontology annotation, cellular component: SWI/SNF complex. NCBI's taxonomy places the organism in Eukaryota, Metazoa, Echinodermata, Asteroidea, Forcipulatida, Asteriidae.
CGCAAGUAAGCUUUUUACAAACCGAAACCAGACUACUCAUGUAGUAAAUGCAGCGGAGUUUCUCACCCCUUUGUGUUGUUACACGCAUACGGAAGUAAGAGGAGACUUCAUUAAUGUCUGCAAUGAAGCGAGCCUUCUCUGGGAGCAUUGGAACUCCGCCUCCUUCACAUGGACGUUCCCAUUCAUCCCAGCCAUCCCAGCCAGUGGUUGCCAAUUACCCAUCAUUCAAUGCAGGAAAGGUCGGCAGUCCGGGAAAAUCGUCCAGUCAUGAGGCACGCGUCCCCAAGCCACCCAAGCCUCCAGACAAGCCCCUCAUGCCGUACAUGCGCUACAGUCGCAGCGUGUGGGACAAGGUCAAGCAAGAGAAUGGCGACCUCAAACUGUGGGAGAUCGGAAAGAUUAUCGGCCAGAUGUGGAGAGAGCUGCCGGAGGAGCAGAAACAGAUCUUUACUGAAGACUACGAGAAUGAGAAGGUGGACUAUACAAACAACAUGAAGAUUUACCACAACUCACCAGCCUAUCAAGCUUGGGUCGUUGCCAAAGGAAAAGUUCAACAGCAGCAGGAGCAAGAAGCGAAGGAGCCAAGACCCAAGCCAGAACCCCGGAUGAGCAUCCAACCAGCCGAAGAUGAAGAUGAUCAAGAUGACGGCUUCUCAGUGAAGCACAUUGCUGCUGCGCGAUACCAGCGCAAUCAUCGAUUUGUCAACGAUAUCUUCAGCGAUGCCGCCGUACCAGACCCUCGUUCUGUCGUGACCGAGUCUCGCAUGCAAGUGUUGAAGCGACAGGUUCAGUCCUUGAUGCUACAUCAGAAAAAAUUGGAGAAUGAGCUGAUGCAGAUUGAGGAAAAACAUGAAAGUAAGAAAAGGAAGUUCUUCGAAACCAGCGAUCAGUUUCACUCCUCGAUUAAGAAGCUGUGUGAUCAGAAAGUUGAGAUAAAGUGGGACGAGCUUCCACCCCCUGACAUUCCCCUUCCUCCCCUGCCACCGCCCAUGGGGAGUAUCCUGAGCCACGCCCUUCAGCGACCCACCAUGGGACCAGCGUCUCUCUUACCAACACUCCCACCAAUGGUACCCACACAGGUACACGUUCAUCCCAGUCCGGUGCCACAGGUCGAACCACAACCAAUAGCCCCAACUGCGUCGUCAGAGCUGGGGCCACCACCGGGGUCGCAGCCGGGGUCAGAGCCCGGGUCACAACCGGGGACAGCACCCGAGUCACAGCCCGGGUCACAGACAGCCCUGGAACAGCAAUCACCAGAGCAGCCUUCAUUGACUGGACAGCCUAACGGGGAGCAGGAACCAAAGAAAGAAGAGCUGAAGAAGGAGGGGUCAAUGGAAGUUGAUGAACAGAAGGAAGAUUCCAACAACGAAACCUCCACCCUCCAGAGUGUUUGUCCGCCUCCCAAAACUGAUGGAGGAGAGAGUGAAAGCAAUCAAGACCCAGAGACGCAGAAACCAUCCAACCUAGACGCUCAUCCACCGCCCUUGAUCAAAGACGCUGUGGAGCAACCGACUCAAGAGCCCUCUCAACCCAGCCAACUCCCAGCGGAUGCAGUCUCCCACACUGCCCCUGAAGAGGAGAAGAAGAUGGACAAUCCAGCAGAGUCAACUGAGGUCUUGAAAGCUCCAGCGGUACCUGAAGAUAAGAUAGAGAGUGGUGGCAAGGAGGUCAAGACGGGGCCUGAGGAGCAGGUUGGAGGUGGUGAGAAGGAUGAUAAGGAGGUGGGACCGCAGGAAGAGAAAGCUGAGGAGAGUUCAAAGGAUGGAGUUAUGGCGGGGAAAGAAACACAAUAGCUUGAUUAUAAUCUAUCGGGAGUUCAAACGAUUCCAAGAUGCUUGGGUUGAUAUAGUGUUAGAUCUAAAAUGCAGGUUGUCUAUUUAGCUACCAUUGCCCUGUGUAUGGAAAACACCCGUUGUCUGUAAUUUGUUUUUUAUUUAUGAUUCAUUUGGUCAAUUCUGGGCACAGUUUCAAAAUUAUGCUUAAUACUGAAAUAAGAGUACUAUUUCAAAUACUAUGUGACAUGUGAAAUGUGUGACUGGUUUCCAGCUCAUUAUUGCUAUUAAGCAGGAAAUUCUUGAGCAAUAUUUUGUGUUUGAGCAGCUCUAUGGAAUUGGACCCAGGUCUUGCUAUGCAUCCAAGUUUAAACUUAAAGAAGCCAUUCGGUAAAUGUAUGUGUUGAGACCAGCUGCCAGUUGACCGUUUCAUUUGUACAUGUCCAAUGGUGUAUUAGUUAUUUCAUGUAAUAUGUUUGGUUCACAAAAAGUGCAGAUACUGGUCUUUGCGUAGACUUGUGAUAGACAAGUCAUUAAUGGUUUGUCGCGUUGAUAAUCAAGUCGUGAUGUUGGCGUAAUUAUUCAGGGCUCACCGCGAUUGAAUGCUGCUCGCGUGAGAUCACUUCUGUCAUGCAAAGCUGCUGAGUGCAGACUACUCCCCCAUUAACAAGAGUGCAUGAGAACUGUAGUCUUGUAGGGGCCAGCAGUCUCUCAAGAAUAUCCCCCAUGUCAUGCGAGUCUCGGGAGUCGGACAGAUAUAAUCGCGACAGACAUUGAAUGAACUGUCCAUGAGGCUAGUUUUUUGCGUAAGCAAUUAAACCAAUGUUGUGUGCAUGCUGUUUGUUUAAAACUCUUGACUCACUGAAUACUUCUCAAACAAUAAAUCUUGUUUACAUAUUUAUUUCCUAUUUGUGCAUGCAUCAGUCCAUUCUGCCUUGUUGAUGUUCCAAUACCAAAUGUAACAAAAUGUUGAUAUGUCCAGGUUUGUUUGCUUCGUUUUUUUAGGGGUAAGGGCUCUUUGAUAAAAGGCACCCUAUAUGGAAAUUGUAAAUCUCUACUGGAGUGUUUCAAGGGCAUGGAGGCAAAGGUCAGGGGGCAUGGAGGCACUGACCUUUGUUGCCUCCGUGAAGUAACGGGCCUGUAUGUCUCUCUUUUGACAACCAUGUAAGAGAAAAGUUAAUUUUAGGUGUUCACAACACAUUGCUAUUAAAGGUGAAAUAAAAUGUUAAUGCUAUGAAACAGGAGUACAUA